UACCACCAAUUCUCAGUUUCAUCGUCGUACCGAAGACCCGAGCUCUUCGUCGAGACAGUCAUGGCCUCCAUGCAAGAGCAGAGAGACAGGGAAGCAGCAGAAGUAGCAAGACAGGCUGCGGAGGAGCUAGAGAAGAGCGCCGAUGAAGCUGCGGCGGCGCGGCGAGCGCAGGAAGAACUGGCCAAAGAGCCCGCCCAUCGACCUACCGGCAUACUUGGAGCCAUUCAGGGGGGCACGGCCUCUAUACUGAAGGCAGUGACUGGAAAGGCUCAAGAAACCACCGAGAAGGCGAAGGAGACUAAGGACGCAACGGCGGAGAAGGCGUCCGAGUACGCGGACUCCGCUGCCCAGAAGGCCAAAGAGACGAAGGACGCGACGGCGGAGACGGCGAGGGAGUACACAGACGCUGCUGCUCAGAAGGCAAAGGAUGCCAAGGAUAGCACCCUGGAGAAGGGGAGGGAGGUGAAGGAUUCUACAGCGCAGAAAAUGGAGGAGUACCGAGAGACUGCCAAGGAAAAGGCUGGAGAGACGAAGGAUGCCGUCGCCGGUAAGGUAGGCGCUUACAAGGAUACGGCGGCGGAGAAGGCGAGGGAGACGAAGGAUGCUGCGGCAGGGAAGAUGGAAGAAUACAAACAGAGGAUGGGAGAGUCGAAGGACGCAGCGGCGGAGAAGGUGCGGGAGUCGAAGGACGCAGCGGCGGAGAAGGCGCGAGAGUACAAGGACACCGCCGCUCAGAAGGCGCAGGAGUACAAGAAUGCCGCUAUCGGGACGAAAGAAGAAGCUAAAGAGAAGACGUCCGAGACUGCAGAAGCAGCCAAGGAAGGAGUCAAGGACACGCAUGAAAGGACGAGGCAGAAGAUGGAGGAACUCAAAAUAACAGGCAAGGAAUCACAGGAGGAGAUGGAACGGGACAGACAGAAGGGCAGGGAAGCUGCCAAGGAAGCAGAGGAGGAGAUGGGUCGCAGGACUCGCGAGCUCAAGGAAGGCGCUGAAGAGAGAACUGCGGAGGCUAAAGGCUCGAUAUUUAGCGCGAUUGGAGGCGUUGCAGGAGCCAUCAGGGAAAAGCUAACCGGUGGAAAGGAGGAAGCUGGUCAGGUCGGGAAGCGCGGCGACGAGGGAGAGGAGGCUGCCAUGGCGGCAAAGCCGGAUCAGCUGCGACCGGAGCAUAUACAUGGGGAAGUGCAGGAGGUGGCUGUGGUGGAGAAGGGUGGUGCCGGUGAAGGAUUGGUUCAUACCAUCGUCGAAGCUGCUAGAGAUGCAGUUGGUGGCCAGAAGACCACUGAGGAGAAGGUCCCUAAGAUGUGACCUUUCCUAGUUCCCCUCUCUCUCUAUCUCCCUCUAUCUCUCUUGCUGGAGAAGAGUCUGUCUGUGCAUAGUGUUUGUUUCUUGUAGAAGAGUUUUAUG
Molecule: messenger RNA, 1404 nt
Organism: Nymphaea colorata (pocket water lily)
Lineage: Eukaryota; Viridiplantae; Streptophyta; Magnoliopsida; Nymphaeales; Nymphaeaceae
Product: late embryogenesis abundant protein At3g53040-like
Exons: 3
Coding region: 61-1305 (414 amino acids)
Source: RefSeq, a predicted model, not a curated record